AUGAAAUGCAAAUCCGAGAUUUAUUCGGCGAAGCCAAUUCCUGAAGCCGAGAUUUGCAUGCUGCCGGAAAAACUUUUCAGAGCUCUGACAAAAGCGAAGAAGUUUCCACCCAUCCAGCGACCCAAAAAGUGGUUCAAAGUUGACCCUCAUCACAAGCUGCUGGAUCCCGUCCGGGAAGAGGAUUCCACCGAAAGGAAAUCCCAGCAAGACGGGAGAAGCGAAAAUAGUUUUGCCUUAAUUAAGCAAACAGUCCGGCCAAAUAAAGUGGCUUCAUUAUCGGAAAGUUGCGUCUGGUCCAGUAAAUUAGCAAUGAUUCACCACCAGCCAGCCAAAUACCACACGAAUCCUUUGACACAUUUUCUCAACUUACACAACUCGCAUGCCACGGCGGCGGCAGCAGCAGCAGCAGCAGCCGCCGCAGCCGCCGCCGCCAUGGAUCAUCGUCAACAGAACCACCACCACCACAUUCACAAUCAGCAGGAACAUCAGCAUCUCGCUCAGAAAUUUGCUGGAGAACGCUUGAAUGCACUGAACAACAACAACAAUAACAGCAUCAGUUCCAAAAACGGCGAUGACGAUUGCGAGAAUAACCAGGACCUUAUAGACAGAAGUAGUUUAGACAUCGAGAAUACCGAUACGAAUCAGUCGAGCGAUGCCGAGGACAACAAUAUCGACAUCGUUGAUGAUGGUGAAGAGGAGGAGGAUUGCGAGGAAGAUCUGUCAAGAAGUAGCGCCCAUACGCCUAGCACCACUCCGUUGGAUGCUGAUGGCAUUGGGAAAUCCUUCACGAUAGCUGCCAUCUUAGGACUCAAGAAGAAGCACGAAGACGAGGGACACAACUUCAGCGAUGUAAUGAAUCUGUCACUGAAUAAUCACAGCGGAAGUAGCUCUGCCUUCCAUCAACGCACUUCCGGGAGGGAUUCCGAUGUCAAAACUAUCUCACCAGGCCUUGAUAGCAACGCAAAUAAUCACAUAUCACCGAGCCAGGUGGUGCCAACGAAUCCGGCGGCCUCGAGCAACGGCCUAGUGGCUUUGCAAUCGUUACACCAUUUGCAUGCUAAUGCCGUCGGUUUCUCGGCGGCCCACCAAUUUAAUCAGCACCAUCACCACAUACCAUCGGCCGUUGUUCCGAAUCACUCUCCGCAUCACCAUCAUCUACACAACCCACAAGGAUUACCCCCCCUGGGAGGAGCACAUUUACCCGGAAGCGGAGGUGGUGGAGGCGGGGGAGGGGGAGGAGCUACAGGAGCACAACCGAACGCUGCCCAUCCCCUCCACAAUCCCAACCACCAUCACCAUCAGCAUCAUCAUCAUCACCACCACCAUCAUCAGCAGCUGCAAGCAAUGGCUGCGGCAGCACAUCAUCACGCGCAGAAUCACCAUCGGGACAAGUUCAAAGCUUAG
Uranotaenia lowii is the source of this 1404-nucleotide messenger RNA. RefSeq names its product homeobox protein Wariai-like. The coding region runs from base 1 to 1404 and encodes 467 amino acids. The transcript has 3 exons. The record is from RefSeq and is a predicted model, not a curated record. Lineage: Eukaryota; Metazoa; Arthropoda; Insecta; Diptera; Culicidae.